UAUUCAACCAGCUCUGCAGACGGACGGGUUAAAUACAUGAUAUAAUUAUUCUGUAAUAUAAUAUACAACUAUACUUACCCACCGCCGCUGAUAACGAGACGUUUCGCCGUUAGUGUUCGUUGAAUAAAUUUCAAUUCAAAUUGCAUAAUAUCGCCUCAGACCGGUGUUCGCACACUACUUCGAGUCCGGCUUUAUCUAGUGGUGUUGUCAUUUCUUGCAUUCACGAAACAUAGACCUUCUAGUCCAGCAUAUAUAAUGCUUAGGACGGUACACUGUUUGAAGGGCAGUGUGAUGAUGUUGCGUUGCUUCCCGUGGCUUAGCACGCCGCAUCACAGCCUGCAGCUGACCGGCCAUCGACGGCCAACAGAUGUGGACGUGUGGACGUGUCGGACGUGGACCUUAGAUACGAAAGGCAAAAAAACACAGUGUCACGAUGAAACGGUGUGGAAAGAGACGAUGUGCGACAAAAGCGAUGGAACGGCGCAGAAAACGAUAGUGUAUGAGAACAGUGAAAUUCCCUGUUACGGAGCAGCAACCACGGGGAAGGACAAGUUUAAGGACAGUAAUAAAUAUGGACCCUUCGACACCGUCGUCCACUAUUUAUACUCAAAAGAAAUCAAAGAUUUUUUAGUCGCGUUCAAGACUUUCGACUACCAGAAGAUCAAAGAGAUUCCCAAUGGCCCGUUUUGGAUGGCCUUCGCCACCGUCGGACCGCUAAUGUUGCGAACCACGGUGGUCGUUGCAACGCUGAGCCCCGGCGAUUACUCGUUGAACGUCAUGAUCUACAUGCUCGCCUACGUGUCCAUCGCCAAAGGAUGGUUGCUAGCCACUACCGGUGAUCCGUCACAGUUCGCGUCGUUCAGCCGCUUCUCGACGGCCAUCGCUCCGAUCGCAGUGUCCGGGAUUGCAGCCGCCGUAGCUCCGACACCUGUCGCGCUGCUUAUCGUCUGGUGGACCACCUUGGACGUGGCUACGAAGCUCUCCAACCUGGACGGUACGCAGCUACAACAGUCACCGCCACCACCAUGGUUCAGACAAUUGGUGGUACUCGUGUUCCAAGUGUGUACAGCUAGCAUGGUGUUGGCCCUGCCCAGCGCAAUUUUCCACUAACCGCAGUUGUCAUCUUGACAAAUUAUGAAGACUGACUACAACCAACCCUCCCCCCACCGCAAAAUAUCUGUAGCAUCGACCUUUUCGUAUUAUUAUUUUUCGGACGUUUUUUCCUGCAUUCAUAUUAAACCAAUUAUUUGGAUACACUAUAUUAUAUAUACAUUACAUUUACACAUUUACAUGUUUAUACAUUGAUAAUGGUUAUAGUGGUUUUUUCAGUUUAAAUAUAAAAAUAAUGUACGUCGUUUUCACGUUUUCCACGGUUGUGCAGACACCGUCUUUCGACCAAUAUUUUUAUUUUUAUUUUUCUAAACAGUAAUUUUUUUCUCUUUUAAAUCCUUCUCCCCUGAACGACUUUGGAUUACGCUGUCGUCAAACGUUUUGCAGUUUAACGGAGUAAAUUAUACGUCUAUACGUGUAUAUAAAUACGUACAUUUCGUCUCGUCCUAUAUUCAUGUAUUUCGACCGGAUAAUACCUAUGUAUUCAUUCAUCCGUAGUGUAACUUUAUACAUCAUAUAUGCAUAUGUGUGUGUGUAUUAUAUUACAUCUACACUCGCACUCACAAGUGACUGUGACAGCGCGUAUUCAUGGCGUUACUUUUGUAUGGACGAAAUUUGAUAAUAUAUGCGAAAACGGAAACGUCGAAAUUCGUAUAGGUAAAUUCAUAUGUGUUUCAUAUGUAUUUUUUUGCUGUCACGUAAAUUUAACAAUAACCUUUUUUUAAAUUCAAUCACAUUGGACAAAUAAUUAAUUUGCUUACACACUUGUGUGUGUUCACACAUACGUCCAAUACGUCCAUCACUCGUUUGUUAUUUUUUAUUAUUAUUUUCAUGUCGC
Sipha flava (yellow sugarcane aphid) is the source of this 1948-nucleotide messenger RNA. RefSeq lists its product as uncharacterized. The coding region runs from base 256 to 1110 and encodes 284 amino acids. The record is from RefSeq and is a predicted model, not a curated record. The transcript has 2 exons. NCBI's taxonomy places the organism in Eukaryota, Metazoa, Arthropoda, Insecta, Hemiptera, Aphididae.